This is a messenger RNA of Didymodactylos carnosus, 2298 nucleotides long. Lineage: Eukaryota; Metazoa; Rotifera; Eurotatoria; Philodinida; Philodinidae. The record is from the annotation of a GenBank genome assembly.
AUGCAUAUGUUUCCAAUUGGACGUGUUGUUUAUAUGCCAUUAGGGUCCGCAACAUCUAAUACAACAUCCUUUUUAACUCCAUUAACUUCACAAUCGCAAAUAACAGAACAUCAUCCGCCAACAUUGAUACCGUUACACGAAACAGCACAUAAUGUCAAUUUAACACCAUUAUACAAUACUGUAUUAACGAAUUUGACAAUGUGUCAUAAAUUUGAACAUAACACAUUGAAACGUUUGCCCUCAUCUGCAACAUUACCGAAUGAACUUAAGCGACCACAUGAUGACUCUGAUACAAGUCGUCGAAGAAAACGUACGAAACUAUCAUCUUCAUCUCCAAGCAGUGAUGGAACAACUUCAUCUACUAAUACCACUACCACGUCGCCAUCGUCCAAAAAUUCCUUGAUGAUGUUACAUGAAUUUAAACCAAAUGUAGAAUAUAAAUUGAUAUCUCAAACCGGUCCGUCUCAUCGACCUAUUUUCACCAUGGCUGUUGAAAUCAACGGACAAACAUUUGAAGGCAUGGCUGCAACUAAAAAAGAAGCAAAGCAAUUAGCUGCCGAAAAAGCUCUUCGUUCAUUUGUACAAUUACCGUUUCCAUUCGAAUCGACGAGCACCAGUGAUGAUCAGAUAGAACAAGAAUGUCAAAAAUCACAAGAUGAAGAUACGAUAUCGACAAAUAUAACUGAUGAUAGUAAUAUUGAUAAUAUAACUUUAAAUAACAUUAUUACAACAAAUCAAAAUCAACAGCCACCGAAUGAACCUAAAGAAAUUCAAAGUGGCAUGGGACCGUUGUAUAUCCUUAAUCAGUUGAAACGUGGUGCUAAAUUUGAAUUGAUAAACGAUAAUGUAACAACUGGUGAAACAACUGAAGUGAAAGAAUUUAAAUUUUCUGUUAUGAUUGACGGACAAACAUUUAUUGGAAUAGGACGAAGUAAAAAAUUAGCAAAAACACGUGCAGCACAAUUAGGAUUAGAAAAAAUAUAUGGAAUGUGUUUUGAUAAAGAAGGCAAUGUCCCCGUUGAAAAUGAUACGCUACCCUCAACUUUAACAUAUUCAGGAAAAGAUUUAGCCGAUAAAAUAGCUAAUUGUAUUCAAGAAAAGUUUCAACAAUUAACAACCAAUGAUGUUCGUUUACAACGCCGAAAAGUUUUAGCUGGAAUUGUGAUGACAAAAAAUUUUGAUUUAUCAACAAUGGAAAUUAUUUCAUUAACAACAGGUACGAAAUGUAUUAAUGGUGAGCGAUUAGUAUUAAAUGGAAAAGCGUUAAAUGAUUGUCAUGCAGAAAUUGUUUCUCGUCGGUGUUUAUUACGUUAUUGUUACCAUCAAUUAAUGUUAUUCUGCGAUGAAACAACAAGAGCUGAGUCAAUAUUUGAAUUAAGACAUAAUAAACAAAAAUGUAGAUUAAAAGAUAAUAUACAAUUUCAUUUAUAUAUUUCGACUUCUCCAUGUGGUGAUGGCCGAUUGUUUGCACCUCAAGAACAGCAGCAAGAUUCCAGAGAAGAAGUAGUGUCUAAUGAACCAUCAAAUUCACCAGUGAGUCAUCCACUAAGAAAAUCUCGAGGUUUACUUCGAACAAAAAUUGAAGCUGGUGAAGGAACCAUACCAGUACUUGCUAAAACAAUCUAUCAGAGUCUUCAAACAUGGGAUGGUGUAUUAGGUGGUGAACGUUUAUUAACAAUGUCUUGUUCAGAUAAACUUUGUCGCUGGAAUUUUAUUGGCUUGCAAGGCGCACUACUGAGCAUGUUGAUUGAUCCAAUCUAUUACACAAGUAUCAUUAUUGGAAGUUUAUAUCAUUCCGUUCAUAUCAGACGAGCGUUAUAUGCAAGAAUCGAGCGUGCAAUUGAAGACAUUCCACAACCUUUUGGUUUACGACGUCCGUUUAUUUCGGGCAUUUCAUAUCCCGAAAUGCGAACAACAAGUCGUGCGCCAAAUCACUGUCUAAUAUGGAACUGUGUGGAUCAAACAAUCGAAGUUAUCGAAACUGUUACUGGUCUUCAAGCUAAUCGUGAAUCAUCUACAGUCUCGAAAGCAGCACUAUUUGGUCACUGGUUAAAAGUUAUCAAAUUGCUUAGAUCAGAUAUUGAUGUCGUACCAAAUAUCUAUUGUGACGCCAAAAAUUUAUGUACAGAUUAUCAAUUAGCAAAAGCAGAGGUUGGCAAAGCAUUUCGAAAAAAUGGCCUUGGAAUGUGGAUUAUGAAGCCAUGUGAACAAGAUGAAUUUGAUCUAUGUUCAACAAUAUCAGAGCCUCUGACUAAUGUAUUGAUGAAUGGAGAUAAUAAUCAAAAUGAUGAAAGUUAA